AUGUUUUGGACUUUGCGAAGCCAUGGGGGGCAGCAUGGCGCUCAAAGAGACACUAACUCGCUCAAAGAGACACUAACUAAGCCGCGGAGUGGGGAGUUCGUUGUGGAGAGGAUAAGUUACGGAAUCGGCAUGCACACCAGUCCGCGAACGGGAUUGUCGUACGACGACGUGGUGUACUGUGUCCAUUUGCAGCGGAACGCAGCCUACUACAUGUACAAGGGCGUCUUGCCGCUCUACGGAAUCAUGUUUUUGUCGAAUCUGACCUUCUUCAUCGACGUGGCCCUCCUGUCCGAUCGGCUCGCGCUGAUUUUCGGCAUGUUUUUGACCGCGUUCGCUAUUCAGUGGACGAUCUUGGAUCGGUUGCCUCGCGUGCCUUACCUGACGUUUUUGGAUCGAUUGAUCGCCGCGACCAUCUUCGGGCUGAUCCUAAUGUCUUUGGGCAGCAGCUUGGCGCACAAGGUGCGGUAUCCGAACGGAGCCGGAAGCAGCAGUGGAAGUUCAGCAGGUGGAACCUCCGACGUGGGGUCGGAGGAUGCGCCGUUGUUUUUUCUCUCCGGAGUAUCGCGCGAGGAGUUUUCGAACUUCCUGGACACGUUGUUCGUGUGUGUGGCGGACAUCAGUUUCGUGCUGCUGCACGCCGUUGCGCACAGCGAGACGGUGACCACGACGCACGGCUCAAGUUCACUAUUCCAGAAGGGUUUUGGCCUGGUCGGUGCUUGUUUUGGAAAGGUAUGGAAGGGCGUAUCUUUCGUUUUCAAGUUGUCGGGAACGACCCGUGGUGGUCAAGGCGUAGCGCUUGGCCAGCGCGGGAAGCGGCGGAGAUUUAAGCAAGGCGGUCAGGGGUUUCACCGAGUCUGCAACCCUAUGGAAGGCCACCUGUGGCGAUUCGAAGACCUACCAAUGGACUUAUACGAUGAAAAAGGCGUGAAGAAGUCGUCCCUUGGGAAGGGGGUGCCUGUUAAAGCAGCGAACUUUUGAUCGGCUUGCUGCAUAUUGAUGGAUGCAUCGAUACUUAAGGGAUUAUCUGGACCUUGAAAUCGUUGAGCCAGCGGCAGCUCACGCAUGCCUGUGGAUAAACGAAUUCGAUUCGAAGAAAAAGAAAACUCUCCUGGAAUUUUGAAGAUGCAUGCUUAUUAGGACGAAAAGUGAGUGGGUACCCGUGCACUUUUUGGCCCGACAAUUCUUGCGAACAAAGUUGCAGUAUGUGAUGAUGUGCCGGUAAGUAUUCACCGGCAAACAACGACGCAGUGAUGUCAAGCAAGAAGCGAUAGAAC
Molecule: messenger RNA, 1274 nt
Organism: Amoebophrya sp. A120
Lineage: Eukaryota; Dinophyceae; Syndiniales; Amoebophryaceae
Source: the annotation of a GenBank genome assembly